AUGGGUCGUUUACUUGGACUAGAAUUAAAUAAUUUCAAAUCUUAUAAAGGUGUUGUCAAUGUUGGAUUUGGAGAAUCUAAUUUUACCAGUAUCAUUGGCCCUAAUGGUUCUGGUAAAUCUAAUAUGAUGGAUGCUAUUUCAUUUGUAUUAGGUGUUCAGAGUAGUCAUUUAAGAUCUAACGUUUUGAAGGAUCUAAUAUACAGAGGAUUUUUAUCGGGUGAUGAUGAGGACAACAACAAUGAAGAUGUCAAUCCUAAUUCUGCCUAUGUCAAGGCAUUUUAUCAGAAGGAGGAUGUGACCCAUGAACUGAUGAGAAGUAUUUCUAAUUCCGGUGAUUCUACUUAUAAGAUUAACAACAAAACUGUCAGUUAUAAACAAUAUACAUCAUUUCUUGAAGAUGAAAACAUUUUAAUAAAGGCCAAAAAUUUCUUAGUGUUUCAAGGUGAUGUAGAACAAAUAGCAUCACAAUCUACAACCGAUUUGACAAAAUUGUUUGAAGAAGUUUCAGGUUCAAUUCAAUAUAAGAAGGAAUAUGAGGAAUUAAAAGAGAAAGUUGAAAAAUUGAGCCAAUCUACUGCUGAAUCUAUCAAGAAUAGAAGAAGAAUCAAUAAUGAAAUCAAAGUCUAUAAAGAUGGUAUCACUAAGGAUGAGAAAUAUAAAGCUCAAUUAGAGAAACGUAGGAAUCUAUUGGUCUAUUCCUCACUAUGGCAAUUGUAUCAUUUAGAUGAGAAAAAGUCUCAAUCAAAAAAUAAACUAAAGGAGGCAAAAUCAAAAGUUUCAAAAUUGAAAGAAAAACUGGCCAAUGAAGAAAAAAUAUUACAAAAAGCUAAGAACUCUAUCGUUAAAGAUACUGCAGCCAUAACGAAGUAUAAAAACAAAUUGGAAUACAGAUCUAAGGAAAAAGAAAAAUUAGCUUCACAAUUAAUCCCAAUUAAAGUUUCACAACGUAAUACUACUAAAAAAAUUUCAAAUAUUGAAAGGAGAAUAGAAGGUAUCGAAAGGGAUAUAGAAAGACAAAAAAGCUAUGUCGAGAGAUAUGAGUCCCAAUUGAAAGUUGUUACAAAAUCGAAAGAAUCAUUUGAAUUGGAAAUUAAAGAAUCAGCCAAGAAUUUUGAUAAAUACCGCCUUAGUGAUGAAGAUUUAGUUACAUAUGAUGCGUUAAGUGAAAAAUAUCUAAGUAGUGGAGGUUUCGAUAUCGAUACAAAAAUUUCCUUACUUAAUAAUGAUAAACAAGAGACAAGUGAUGAAGUUGCCAUGUUUAAGAAUAGAAUCGAGCUUGCAAAAUCCAAGAUUGCCGAUGACUUAGUUCUUCAGGGUGAAAGACUAGAAUUAGAAAUAUCCGAAUUGACAUCUUCCUUAAAUGAAAAGAAUUCGUUACAUUCACAAAAAGUUAGUGAAUUAAAAACUUUACAGGGUGAAAUUGAAUCUACAAGUAAUAAGGAAUAUGACUUAAACUACAAAUUAAGAGAAACACUGGUAAAACUUGAUGACUUAAGUGCAAGCCAAAGGGAAUCUACCAAUGAAAGAAAAUUAAGGGAAAAUGUUUCAAUGUUAAGGAGACUGUUCCCUGGUGUCAGAGGUUUGGUUAGUGAUCUUUGUCAACCAAAGAAAGAAAAAUAUGCCCUUGCAGUAUCAACUAUACUCGGUAAAAAUUUUGAUUCUAUUAUUACUGAUAACAUUUCAGUUGCACAAGAAUGUAUUGCGUAUCUUAAGAAGCAACGUGCAGGUGUCGCCUCAUUUAUUCCUCUGGAAUCUAUCGAAUCUGAAGUUCCUACAUUACCAUUCUCCGAUGGCCAAGGCUGUAUUUUAACAAUAAAUGCCAUCGAAUAUGAACCCGAAUAUGAAAGAGCAAUGCAGUAUGUAUGUUCAGAUUCUAUUAUUUGUGAUACCCUAACUAUUGCUAAGGACCUAAAAUGGAAGCAUAAUGUAAAAUCGAAGCUGGUUACAUUAGAAGGCGCAUUAAUACAUAAAGCUGGUUUAAUGACAGGUGGUAUUUUAAGAGAUGCUACAAAUAGAUGGGAUAAAGAAGAAUUUCAAAGUUUAACUGUUUUGAAAGAUAAGUUGCUUUCACAAAUAGAAGAACUAUCAACUUCCAGCAAAUCAUUUGCAAUUAAAGGAAGAGAUUUAGAAAGUACAAUUUCAUUAUUGAAUACUGAUAUAACUAGUUUAAGAUCAGAGUUUACUCAAUUGAAUAGAGCUCUCGAGGAGAACAAAGUUGAAAUUCAAUACCAAACAGAUAUGAUCGAUAAAGAGUUUGGGCCUAAACUAGACGCAUUGAAUGAUAAAAUUAAGGUUUAUGAUGAAGAAAUUUCACAGUUUGAAAACAAGAAAGAGGACUUACAAGGGGAAAUAUUCAAAGAAUUUACUAAUCGACUAGGUUUUACUAUCAAAGAAUAUGAAGAACAUUCAGGUGAAAUUAGAAGAAAGCAAGCAAAAGAACUUCAACAACUUCAAAGGCAAAUAUUAAAUAUUGAAAAUAAGUUACAAUUUGAACAAGAAAGGCUGGCUUCUACAGAAAAGAGAUUUGAAAAAGGUCAAAGUGAGUUACAGAAAACUAAAAUCAGUUUGGACUCAUUAGAAACUGAAGAAUCUGAACUUCAAACCCAAAUCGAAGAAAUAGAUAAUGAAUUGGAAACCCAACGUACCGAGAUCGAUGAGAUGCAAAAAGCUUUAGACUCAAAGCUGAAAGAUAUUAGUUUUAUAGAAGAUUCAUUGAAUGAAGUUUCAAAUAGUUUAGAAAUAUCUAAGAGAGAGAAACUCGGGUUCAAUGACGAUAUUGAAAAGGUUGACUUGGAGAAAAUUGGUAUCUACAAAAACUGUAAAAUAUCAGGUAUAGAAUUACCCAUAACAUCGGCAAUUACAUUGGAGAACUUGCCAAAUGAUAAGAUCGAUAACGACACUAUCCUAAUAUCCAAUGAGAUUGAAGUAGACUAUGACGAAUUACCGGCUGAAUACAAAGAGAGCGGUAAUGAAGCUGUUGGUCAAAAAAUCGAGAAAGAGAUCAAAGAUGCUGAAGAAAAAUUAAUGGAAUUACAGCCAAAUUCAAAAGCUGUUGAAAGGUACGACGAAGCUAAGGAUAAAUUUGAUGAGAUUGACAAAGAGACUGAAGGGUUAAAGAAGAAAGAAAGAAAGUUACUAACACAAUUUGUAAAUAUCAAGAAAAAGAGAAAAGAAUUAUUUGAAAAGGCAUUUGAAUAUGUUAACGAACACAUAGAUCCUAUUUACAGGGAAUUAACUAAAAAUCCAAACUCAUCGGUAGAGUUAGCCGGUGGUAACGCUUCGUUAACCUUAGAAGAUGAAGAUGAACCAUAUAAUGGAGGUGUUAAAUACCACGCCACACCACCAUUGAAAAGAUUUAAAGAUAUGGAAUAUUUAUCAGGAGGUGAAAAAACGGUAGCUGCAUUGGCGUUAUUAUUUGCAAUCAAUUCAUAUCAACCAAGUCCAUUUUUUGUACUUGACGAAAUUGAUGCGGCAUUAGAUAUUACAAAUGUAGAAAGGAUAGCAACUUAUAUUCAAAGACAUGGUAACCCAGAAUUACAAUUCAUUGUUAUCUCUUUAAAGAAUUCGAUGUUUGAGAAAUCCGAAGCCCUUGUAGGAAUAUACAGACAUCAAAAGGAAAACUCUUCAAGAAUCAUAACACUAAAUCUAACAAAUUACGUCAACUGA
Molecule: messenger RNA, 3666 nt
Organism: Vanderwaltozyma polyspora DSM 70294
Lineage: Eukaryota; Fungi; Ascomycota; Saccharomycetes; Saccharomycetales; Saccharomycetaceae
Gene: SMC1
Product: cohesin subunit SMC1
Exons: 1
Coding region: 1-3666 (1221 amino acids)
Biological process (GO): sister chromatid cohesion
Cellular component (GO): cohesin complex; nucleus; chromosome
Molecular function (GO): ATP hydrolysis activity; DNA binding; ATP binding
Source: RefSeq, a predicted model, not a curated record